Molecule: messenger RNA, 168 nt
Organism: Dictyostelium discoideum AX4
Lineage: Eukaryota; Evosea; Eumycetozoa; Dictyosteliales; Dictyosteliaceae
Gene: tom7
Product: translocase of outer mitochondrial membrane
Exons: 1
Coding region: 1-168 (55 amino acids)
Biological process (GO): protein import into mitochondrial matrix
Cellular component (GO): mitochondrial outer membrane; mitochondrial outer membrane translocase complex
Source: RefSeq, a predicted model, not a curated record
AUGGAAAUGGAAAAAUAUUACGAAUAUCAAAACAGUAUUCUUUCAAUUUUAAAAAAGACCUUUUACUAUGGUUUCAUUCCAUUAGUUUUAUUUAAAGGUUGGAGAUCAAUGAAGAACCCAAAUAUUGCAGAAUUUAUCUUUGGUCCAUUAGGAAUUAUGGAACAAUAA